GUUGGAAUUGUAAUUCAAUGAAAUAUGUUGCCUCAUUAAUUUAUUUCGGUCCAUGUGUCACAAAAAACCUUGUUUUUAUUUUAGCAGCAUGUCUGCUUAAAAUUUUGAGUUAAAAAUAUCAAAAUGUAACGCGUCCUUUUAAUAGAUCCAGAUAAAAUUUUUGUCCAUUUUCACAAAUAACGGAAAAAUUUUAACUUUAUGAAACAAAACAAUAAAUGAAGGAAAUGAUGUUUUGGCAGAUAUUUCAAAACAGCUAUUUUAAAGCUACAUAAUUUGAAAGCAUCAUAAUUCUUAGCAAGCAAAUUUCUUGUUGCUUAAAUAAAGUCAUAAAUUGUGAUUAUGAAGUCCAUGUUUGAAAAUUUUGAGCUAAACAUUCAUAUAAUAUACAUAUUAGAUUUAAAAAAAAUUCUCAAAAGAAAGCUAUUUUUGACUUUUGGAUUAAAAGAUUUUUUCUUUAAUAUUUUCAGCAUCGAAAGUGAUGAGGAUAUGAUUGAGAUAGAGGCAGAGGUUAUGUCUGAGGAAGACGAAGAUGAGUUUGAUGAAAGAGAGAGAAUGAUUUUGGAGUUUAAGAAUGAUAUGGAUUAUAAAUUUGAUGGAGAAAAUAAUAUGAAUGACGAGGAAGAGGUGGAUGAAAUGAAAAAUGAUAGUGAUGAAAAGGUGUAUUCCAGUUAUUUUACUGAGGAAAUGAUUGCAAAACUGUACAGCAUGGAUAAAGUUCAUGACAAGGAUUCUAUCGAGUAUGGAAUUCCGGAUAAAAGAUAUUGGAAAUAUGACUCUUGUGAGUCUUGCUUAAGAGCUGGAAGUAAUGAACAGGAUUACAUGGACAUAGAAGACAGCGAAAGCGAUGAAAAAGAUGGAAACACAAUAAAAAAGGGCUGUUUCGCUUUCCUGUCAAGAGUGUUUAACAGGUUGUUCAANCACUAUAGAAGAUAA
Parasteatoda tepidariorum (common house spider) is the source of this 933-nucleotide messenger RNA. The record is from RefSeq and is a predicted model, not a curated record. NCBI's taxonomy places the organism in Eukaryota, Metazoa, Arthropoda, Arachnida, Araneae, Theridiidae.